UCCUACAACCCGCGGGAGAGGCGGGGUGUGUGGCGGCAGGCCAGGCAGUUGUACUGAUUUUUCUGCUAAUAAGCAGGGGACAGUUCACUCGGUCCCCCCAAGGGGGGGCUGGUACCUUCGUUCUAAAGUUCUCGUUUCCUCGGGGAACAGAAUUGCUAGACGCAAUCGGUGCGUUGUCUUUAGUCUUCCCCGUCCCCUCUGAGGGCCAGAAGGGGUUAAAUCUCAGGCUCCGGCUCCGUGGGAGAAGUUAUAAUUAUUCAAUAUGUUUCCAUUGACUGAGGAAAACAAGUAUGUGGCCCAGUUGUUGUUCAGUACUGGUACAUGUCCAAGAUGUAUCUUCAGAUUCUGUGGUGUGGAUUUUCAUGCACCUUACAAACUUUCCUAUGAGGAGUUGCUCAGUGAACUACAGAAAUUUCUGGAAACUGAAAAAGGUGAAUUAAUUUUGGAAGUUACAAACCCACCUCCCAAGAAAAUUCGACUUGAUGAACUAGAAGAUGGGAUUGAUGAGAUUGAUAAUCUAAGUCAAAAUGGAGAGGGAAGGGUCUCCAUUAUUGAAGAUGGAAGCAUUGCUUCCAAGAACUCAAAUCUAAAUGUAUGCAAUGUAUGCCUAGGAAUUCUUCAAGAAUUCUGUGAAAAAGAGUUCAUUAAAAAGGUAUGCCAAAAGGUUGAGGCCUCUGGAUUUGAAUUCACCAACUUAGUGUUUUCAGUCUCUUUCCCACCACAGCAAUCUGUAAGAGAGCAUGCUGCAUGGUUGCUGGUAAAACAGGAAAUGGGAAAACAGAGUCUGUCACUGGGAAGAAAUGACAUAGUUCAGCUAAAAGAAGCCUACAAAUGGAUAACUCACCCCCUGUUUUCAGAGGAACUGGGUGUUCCCAUUGAUGGAAAGAGCUUGUUUGAAGUGAGUGUGGUCUUUGCUCACCCAGAAACAGUUGAGGAUUGUCACUUCCUACGUGCAACAUGUCCAGAUUGUUUCAAGCCAGCCAAAAACAAACAGUCAGUAUUCACUAGAAUGGCAGUUAUGAAAGCUUUGAAUAAGAUAAAAGAAGAGGAUUUCCGCAAGCAGUUUCCUUGUCCUCCAAACUCACCGAAGGCUCUGUGCACUGUUCUUGAAACCGAAUGUACUCAUGGUGCUGUCUUUGUGGCUGGGAGAUAUAAUAAAUACUCCAGGAGUCUACCACAGACUCCUUGGAUAAUUGAUGGAGAAAGGAAGUUGGAAUCUUCAGUGGAAGAAUUGAUUUCAGAUCCUCUUUUGACAGUGUUCAAAGCAGAGAGUUUUAAUUUUUCAUCCUCUGGAAGAGAAGAUGUGGAUGUGCGAACAUUAGGAAAUGGAAGGCCCUUUGCAAUUGAGCUGGUGAAUCCUCAUAGAGUACAUUUCACUUCACAAGAAAUUAAGGAACUUCAGCAGAAAAUUAAUAGCUCGUCUGACAAAAUUCAAGUACGUGACUUGCAGCUUGUCACAAGAGAGGCAAUAGGACAUAUGAAAGAAGGUGAAGAAGAAAAGACCAAGACCUAUAGUGCCUUAAUAUGGACAAAUAAAGCAAUACAGAAGGAAGACAUUGAAUUCCUAAAUGACAUAAAGGACUUGACAAUCGACCAGAAAACACCUCUGCGGGUCCUUCACCGGAGGCCCCUGGCUGUAAGAACUCGGACCAUUCACUCCAUGGAGACAUGCUACGUGGAUGAGCAUCAUUUCCGCCUCUGUCUGAGGACUCAAGCUGGGACCUACAUUAAAGAGUUUGUACAUGGAGACUUUGGGAGAACCAAGCCGAACAUUGGCACUCUGAUGAAUGUGACUGCAGACAUCCUUGAGCUGGACGUUGAGUCUGUAGAUGUUGACUGGCCUCCUGCUCUGGAUGACUAACUUUCAAAUUUGGAAACAGAGUAGGGUUUUCGUGGCCCGAUGUGGACGUCCAUUCAGCAUACACUGUAAAAUGGCUGUUUACCCACCAUAACGGUGUCUUGGAAACUAUUUGGAUCAUGUUGAUCUAUUUGUUUUUAAACUUGUAACAUCUCAGGAUCCAUAUACAGUAUGUGUCUCAUGUGUGUUGUUAUAUUAUUCUAAGGAUGUCUUAUGAUUUUUCUUGUUGCCUCGCCAGCCCAACAAGCCAAACUGAAUAAUGAAACCAUUCCCUAUCUUGAUUCUUUCAUUUAGAGAGGUACACAAACAAGAUACAUUCUCUGAUAAUCUUAAGAAGCUGUACUUCCUUUCACAAGCAAAACUUCCUUUCACAAGAGAAAUACCAUCUUUAAAAUCAUGUUCUCAAUUUUAAAAUGAUGUUGAUAAGUUAUACCUAUAUUUAUG
Molossus molossus (Pallas's mastiff bat) is the source of this 2302-nucleotide messenger RNA. It is a transcript of the gene PUS10, whose product is annotated as pseudouridine synthase 10. Bases 263 to 1861 code for a protein of 532 amino acids. NCBI's taxonomy places the organism in Eukaryota, Metazoa, Chordata, Mammalia, Chiroptera, Molossidae. Gene Ontology annotation, biological process: tRNA pseudouridine synthesis. The record is from RefSeq and is a predicted model, not a curated record. The transcript has 18 exons. Gene Ontology annotation, molecular function: RNA binding; pseudouridine synthase activity.